Raphanus sativus (radish) is the source of this 1540-nucleotide messenger RNA. RefSeq names its product pre-mRNA splicing factor SR-like 1. NCBI's taxonomy places the organism in Eukaryota, Viridiplantae, Streptophyta, Magnoliopsida, Brassicales, Brassicaceae. Gene Ontology annotation, cellular component: precatalytic spliceosome. The transcript is spliced from 5 exons. The record is from RefSeq and is a predicted model, not a curated record. The coding region runs from base 210 to 1376 and encodes 388 amino acids.
UCUUCCCCCUUUAAUCUCCACCGCACUUCCUCCAAAUUUCAGGUUUUUUUUCUUCUAUCUCUCUCUCUCUCUCUCUCUCUCAUUUAAUAUUUGCGAUUUCAAUUGAAAUAAAAGUUCAAUUACUCUGAGAAAUUGUUUUAACCGGCGCUGCUCCGAGUUAUCCCUAAUCGGUUUCGGUGGUAGAGUUGUAAAGGCUUCUGAGCAUUUUCAUGGCGGAGAUACAAACAAAUGGGAGAUCGUACGAGUCACUGUUGGAGAAGGUUCUUUCAAUGAACAUUGUUUCUUCUGACUAUUUCAAAGAGCUUUAUGGUCUCAAGACUUAUCAUGAGGUCGUUGAUGAAAUCUACAACCAAGUUAGUCAUGUCGAGCCCUGGAUGGGUGGCAACUGCCGUGGUCCUUCCACUGCCUAUUGUCUCCUCUACAAAUUCUUCACCAUGAAACUCACUGUCAAGCAGAUGCAUGGCCUCUUGAAGCACACUGAUUCUCCUUACAUCAGAGCGGUCGGAUUCCUAUAUUUAAGAUAUGUUGCAGAUGCAAAGACGUUGUGGACAUGGUACGAACCAUACAUUAAAGAUGAUGAGGAGUUUGCACCAGGAUCAAAUGGACGGGUGACGACCAUGGGUGUUUACGUACGUGAUUUGCUGCUUGGACUGUAUUACUUUGAUACAUUGUUUCCACGUAUCCCGGUACCUGUGAUGCGCCAGAUUGUAUCAAACCUUGAGAAGAUGAAUUUACCAACAAAACCAUCUGGUUCAACGGGAGACAUGUCUCGUGGCUCUGAAGACACUGCGCGUCGUCCACCGUCAGUAAAAGCAUCCCUCUCUGUUUCAUUUGGGCAGCGUGCACCUCACCGUGCCUCCACCAGAGGCUCCUCUCCCGUUCGCCGUCCUCCACCUUCAGGUUAUGACAGAAACGAAAGGGAUGAACCACAGCGUCGGUCCCCACGGAGGAGCCAGAGCCGAGACUAUUAUUCGGACAGAGACUCAGAUAGACAGCGGGAGAGAGAGAGGGAGAGGGAAAGAGAUAGAUACAGAGAAAGGGAGAGGGAUUAUGGUAAUGAUAGGAGAUCAAGGCGUGACUAUGAAAGUAGUAGAAGCAGACGCGGUGACUACGAGGAUGAUAGAAGCAGACACGACCGUAGAAGCAGGAGCAGGAGCAGGAGUAGGAGCAGGAGUGUGCAAAUUGAGCGUGAACCAACUCCUAAAAGAGACUAUGGAAACAAGGAGAAAGCAGCUGUGACUGUUAACAGCAACCUCGCAAAGCUAAAAGAUCUAUAUGGAGACGCGAGUAAUCAGAAAGGGGAAGAAGGGUAUGGAACAAGGAGGGAUUCAAGUUCAGAAGAAGUGAUUAAGCUUGGUGGUUCCUCUUGGAGGUGAAAACCAAAAAAAGAAAAAAAAAAAACACUCUGUGACUUGAAAUGCUUAUUCUAUGUUGUAGGAUGAUGCAAUGUUGUUUUACUUUGCUGUUUUAAACUUCCAGCAAACUAUUUGUUUACAGAAUUCAUCUUUUUUAUCUUGAACUGUUCUGACUUUAUAUUACU